CUAAAUAGACAGAGUGACAAAGACAUAGCUAGAGCACGAAAAACAAAAACUCCACCACAAAGUUGUUGAAAUAGUGGCUUUUGGGUAAUUGCAUGCAUGUGAGAGAGAGAGAGAGAGAGAGAGGGAGAAAAAAGGAGUGAGAGAUUUGGGUGGGGUGUGGACUCGAGGAAAAGAGGGAGGGAAGUGGGUGGAGGUGUGGUUGUGAGUGUUUGUGCGUGUCUUGGCGGCGAGGGCUGAGUCUGACAUUUGGAACGUAGAGAGCAGAAGGAGUUGGGCUUCAACAGAAAGGCUACCAUCAAAAAUCAUCAUGUUGGUUCUUCUAGCCGGAAUCUUCCUCCUUCACCUCACCAGCAUCAUCCUCCUCCUAGUGGCAACUAUCGACAAUGCCUGGUGGAUGACAAAAACCGUGUCCACUGAUGUGUGGGCCAGGUGGAUACUGACCAAUGGAACCUGGAGCUCCAACGAUCUCCCCAGCUACUACCAUCAAGAAUACCUCCAGGCAGUGCAGGCUAGCUCCAUUCUGGCCUGCAUAUUCUCUUCCAUUGGCCUGUUUGUGUUUGUGGGACAGCUCUUCACUCUAUCAAAGGGACAGAGAUUCACCUUCUCUGGCAUCUUCCAGCUCCUAGCCUGCCUGUGCAUCAUGAUUGCUGCCUCCAUCUACACAGACAUCUUUCACAAGAAUGAAUCGGAUGGUUGGUAUGGCCACUCCUUCAUUCUGGCCUGGAUCUCCUUUGCGUUCACCUUCAUCUCCAGUAUAAUCUACUUUGUCCUGCGAAAGAAGACUGCAAACUAGAAGCAGAAGACUAGCCCAAACCCAAGGGACAUGCUCAAUAUCUUACGAUCUGAUCGUUUUUUGUACAAUUAGGUAUGGAUAUGAGUGUGGGAUACAAAAGGGGAGAGUUGUUAUCCACAGAUUUUCUGGCUUGAAUUUUGAUUCAUGUAUCUCUUUUGGUUCCCACUGAAGUGUGUCUAAACAUAUGGAUUUACAUUGUAAUAACUUACCUGUCCUGCCCACAUAGUAAUAACUCACCUGUCCUGCCAGCAUAGUAAUAACUUACCUGUCCUGCCCACAUAGUAAUAACUUACCUGUCCUGCCCACAUAGUAAUAACUCACCUGUCCUGCCAGCAUAGUAAUAACUUACCUGUCCUGCCCACAUAGUAAUAACUCACCUGUCCUGCCAGCAUAGUAAUAACUUACCUGUCCUGCCAGCAUAGCAAUAACUUACCUGUCCUGCCCACAUAGUAAUAACCAUCUGUCCUGCCCACAUAGUAAUAACCCACCUGUCCUGCCCACAUAGCAAUAACUUACCUGUCCUGCCCACAUAGCAAUAACUUACCUGUCCUGCCCACAUAGCAAUAACUUACCUGUCCUGCCCACAUAGUAAUAACCACCUGUCCUGCCCACAUAGCAAUAACUUACCUGUCCUGCCCACAUAGCAAUAACUUACCUGUCCUGCCCACAUAGCAAUAACUUACCUGUCCUGCCCACAUAGUAAUAACCCACCUGUCCUGCCCACAUAGCUAUAACUUACCUGUCCUGCCCACAUAGUAAUAACCCACCUGUCCUGCCCACAUAGUAAUAACUUACCUGUCCUGCCCACAUAGUAAUAACUCACCUGUCCUGCCAGCAUAGUAAUAACUUACCUGUCCUGCCAGCAUAGCAAUAACUUACCUGUCCUGCCCACAUAGUAAUAACCAUCUGUCCUGCCCACAUAGUAAUAACCCACCUGUCCUGCCCACAUAGCAAUAACUUACCUGUCCUGCCCACAUAGCAAUAACUUACCUGUCCUGCCCACAUAGUAAAAACCACCUGUCCUGCCCACAUAGCAAUAACUUACCUGUCCUGCCCACAUAGCAAUAACUUACCUGUCCUGCCCACAUAGCAAUAACUUACCUGUCCUGCCCACAUAGUAAUAACCCACCUGUCCUGCCCACAUAGUUAUAACUUACCUGUCCUGCCCACAUAGUAAUAACCCACCUGUCCUGCCCACAUAGUUAUAACUUACCUGUCCUGCCCACAUAGCAAUAACUUACCUGUCCUGCCCACAUAGUAAUAACCCACCUGUCCUGCCCACAUAGUAAUAACCCACCUGUCCUGCCCACAUAGUUAUAACUUACCUGUCCUUCCCACAUAGUUAUAACUUACCUGUCCUGCCCACAUAGUAAUAACCCACCUGUCCUGCCCACAUAGUAAUAACCCACCUGUCCUGCCCACAUAGUUAUAACUUACCUGUCCUGCCCACAUAGUUAUAACUUACCUGUCCUGCCCACAUAGUUAUAACUUACCUGUCCUGCCAGCAUAUUACCAAGUCCAUGUUUAGGUUUCAAUAUAAAGCGGGACAACAUUUUCAAAGUUAAUGAAACUUUUACAGCCCUCAUAUAUUUGUUGGAGAAGGUAUAGUGGAGUCAGAGAGUAUAGAGCGACAGUAUCUCAUUAUUUCAGAAUCAUAGUCCUGAACUAUUCUUGCUUACAUUUGAUUUAUUUCUCAAUUAGGCUCAUAAUAAAACAAUGCCAAAACUCUCAAAACCAAAUAGAAGAAUGAAUUGACUAGAGUGCCGCAAACAGAAUCCAAUUUCGGAAACUGUCAACGAUCAUUACCCCGUUUGACUUACAGCCCUACUAUAGUGUGCUGAAUAAGACAAAGAAUAUAAUGUAUUUGCCAAUGUCCAUACAUGGAAUGGAACAUUAGUACUAACCUCACUGCUAACUGGACCCCUCCCCUUUUUAGUUAUGUAAUUAUUUUUGCGAAUUAUUUUAUGCUUUCUACCAUUUGUCUGAAUCAACCUAUCCCCCAGACACACCCAUGGACUGACAGACAAACAGACGGAUAGAUCUUGAGUGCCUUGAAAUCUGACAGAGCAUAUUUGCUCACUGCACAUUGAGAUAUAUGUGUAAAUAUGAACAUGUUUGGUUCCACAUUAUGCUUUGUAUGUCUAAUGCAAUUUUAUUUUUGUUACUAUUUCUUAUAAGUAUGAUAAUGAUAAUAAUUUGUAUUAAAACCUGAUUUAAAUCAAA
Messenger RNA from Salmo salar (Atlantic salmon), 3016 nucleotides. RefSeq names its product epithelial membrane protein 2. The record is from RefSeq and is a predicted model, not a curated record. Gene Ontology annotation, cellular component: plasma membrane. NCBI's taxonomy places the organism in Eukaryota, Metazoa, Chordata, Actinopteri, Salmoniformes, Salmonidae.